Messenger RNA from Linum trigynum, 908 nucleotides. NCBI's taxonomy places the organism in Eukaryota, Viridiplantae, Streptophyta, Magnoliopsida, Malpighiales, Linaceae. The record is from the annotation of a GenBank genome assembly.
CACGAAACCGAAAGGAUUUAGUUGGAUAUCCGGAUUUUUCCUCGACGAACUAUUCCGGUGAGGGAUUGGCCGGCAAAACAGAAGCGACCACCGCCUCUCCGCGGGACGGGUUUGGACACGCGAAGUCAGCAUCCGAUUCCCUACACAAAUUUGAGACGAACUCGCCCCACACCGGGAUCUAUGUUCAGAACUCGCCCCAAAGCGGGAUCUAAGUUCACCGGGGGAUGUAUUGAUCAGGGGAUCCAUGACCUGGACAGAGUCCCUAAGCUGUCGAAGGUUAGGCAACCCAUCAGGGACCUUCAGCCACUCCUCGUCCACAUCCUCCGGCAAAGGCAAGACAAAGUGCCACAUCAAGCGCUUAGAACGACAUACCCGUUUGGGCAACGAUUCUUCUUGAUCAUGGGGAUGAGCACUUCGGUGGUCUCGUUGCCGCUUAAAGGGUCUAACCGCGACCGAACUCCUUCUAGGGGAUGUACUGGAAGUCUCAUUUUCGUGCAAUCUCCCCCGUCGUAAGGUCAUCGGCCGUCCAUCCUUUGUUUUUACCAGAGAAUCAGCCCCCCAAUUUCCUGAAUCCCUUGGUUAUCUAGGGCAGAGAGGAAGAUCGCUGAAAAGCAAGAGUGAAUAGUGUCGCCGGCCGAUUGGCAAAGCUCGAACAGGGCUAGGAUAGCCGCCGAGCAGAAUUCGAGAGAGGAGAGAGCGCCACUCAUAAAUUUUUUUUUUUAACAUCGGAGCACUUUCAGUCACUUAUUAAUUAACAAAAGCAGAGCGGGAAAAUGGAGCGACACACCGCCGUCGUUCAAAGAAAAGAGGAAACACAUAAACCAAAGUCAUCAAUGCAAGAGCGCAUGCGUACGUACGUAAACAUAGCCAGGGCAUGCAUGCAGCAAAGAUAAACACUGGGGAUUGUA